Molecule: messenger RNA, 420 nt
Organism: Pochonia chlamydosporia 170
Lineage: Eukaryota; Fungi; Ascomycota; Sordariomycetes; Hypocreales; Clavicipitaceae
Exons: 2
Coding region: 1-420 (139 amino acids)
Source: RefSeq, a predicted model, not a curated record
AUGGCCAUGCCUCCUGACGGUCACUCUUUCACAUCGCCAUCACCUAUGGCGAGUGAGCAAAUUCGCAAACGACGGAUCGGAGACGAUUUCUCGCAAAAAGAUCACCCCGCAAAGAAGCGUAAAUCGACAAGUGCUCAAGUUCUCGCUCCCAAAUUCCCCCCGGCUUUCUACGACGAACUAUCCGAGAUACCCCUAACUCUGGACGUCCUGCUGGAGUUGGAUCAGAGGAACGACGCACGAUCAAAUACAGAAAAACGAACCAGCUCCGUGGAUUUACUGCCCAAGGACCUCUCUCGAUAUUCAAGGCGCGGUGGCCCCGAUACGCAGCACCUGAGAGACCAAGACACGAAACACUUCAACUAUGGAAAAUACCCGGUCGAGUUCAAGAAGUCGACAGACGCACUCAACGACAGCGACUAG